CGCUCACUCUGCUGGUCUAACUCCCCCCAGCGAAAGAGAGAGAGAGAGAGAGAGAGGAAGCGUGGUCCAUGUGGCUGCAGUGCUGUCGUGCAGUGGGAAACUGUGAAUGCCUUUCACAUGCAAGACCAUGCUAUGCACCUCACAGCAGCAGGCCAUCAAGAAACGAGCAAUCAAUCAAUCAAUCAAUCCCAUGAAUAUAGAAAUAUUAGAGCCCGUUUUAUGUUCAUCACAUAGGGCCAUGGCAAGAAACCUCUGGCAUGCAUUCUAAGUGCUGUGUAUAAAUACAGGACAUGAUGGGGUUGUGGGGAACGGCCUAAUAUCCUUCUCUCAGCUACUACCCAAAGCUACUACUACUCCAUGAUGAUGACUCAACGAAAGCUGCUCUCCAUCCUUCUUUUGCUUGCUGUGUCGCUUGCCGUCUGCUACGCUGAAUGUGAGUGCGAUGCGUCAGAACAAGAGUGCGUCCGACAGUGCGUCAUUGAUGCAGAUGACUGUAUCACCAACUGCGAGGGUGAUACAGAUUGCUAUGAAGGAUGCAUUGUCAACAAGUGGCCAUCUGCCGCUAGUGUGAGCCAAGCUGCCGUGUCAAGUACGCCAGCGCCGUCCGCUACAUCCAGCAGCGCAAGCUAUUCGUCAGCAUCCACCUCGUCUCAGUAUUCCAGCGCUUCUGUCUCUGCAACCAGUCAUCCCUCGCCUACGAGCAGCACCAAUGUCAGCAACAAGAUAAACAGCGGGGCGCAGUCCAUCUUCACGAGCUCCUCCUCCUCGUUGAUUGCCUUGGUUUCAGCAGUAUUCUUCUUUGCAUUCUCGUCCUUAGUUUAAACUUUCAUCGUCAUAAUAAACAUUUCAUAUGCU
Molecule: messenger RNA, 855 nt
Organism: Zychaea mexicana
Lineage: Eukaryota; Fungi; Mucoromycota; Mucoromycetes; Mucorales; Lichtheimiaceae
Exons: 5
Coding region: 358-822 (154 amino acids)
Source: RefSeq, a predicted model, not a curated record